UCAUAGUAGCUUGACAUCAACCCCCUUCUUCCCUGCGCUUCUGCUUCGCUAAACCGCUCAACCUUGAAACGCACACACACACUAUCACCCACUAAAAUUACACACACACAAUCACUUUGUAUAUCCAUCUUUUUCACCCCCCGCCCCCGCCCCCCCAUGUGCUUCUGCUACUUCACUCUCAUCUCUCAACUGUAGCCCCCCAUUUUUGGACUGUAAAAAACUCACCUCCAAAAGGGGAAGAAGAAGAAGAAGAAGAAAAAAAAAAUGGUGUUCAAGGGCAGAUUUUUCUCUUCAAAGAAAUCGGAUACUUCAAGCCCAGAUGGAUCAUCCAACAGCCCUCGAUCUUUCGGGUCGAACUCCAAUUCCCCGAUCCGAUCCGAUAAGAAAAAGCCCAAAUCCCUAUCGCCUUCCAUUUCCAAGGACAUCUCCCCCUCACCCUCCGCCGCCACCACCCCCACCAGCGCCGCCAAGAGCUUCCUCAAGAAGAAGGACCCCUUCAAAGGUAGAGAUACCGUCAAUUUAACCAAGCCCACCUCCGUAAUUUUGACUUCCUCCAAGUUGAAGAAGUCCGACGAGUCAUCUCCGGCGGCUGCGGCGGCGGCGGCGCCUCUUGCCCCCACCCCUGUGUCUGUGUCGCCGAUAGUGGCGUCGUCGUUGGGGUUGAACAAGAUAAAGACUCGAUCGGGGCCGUUGCCGCAGGAGAGCUUCUUCAAUUUUGGGAGCAGGGAGAAGGGAGCUGCUCUGGGUUCGAGUAACUUGUCUCGGCCGUUUGCAGGUGUGGGUGGUGGUGGCGGCGUUGGUGCGAGUGAUGGGGUUUUGAGUGUUAAUAAAAAGAAGAAGGAGAAAUCGUUUCUUGAAAAUAUCGAAAACGGGAGUAAUUCGGAUAGUAUGUCGACUGAGAGCGGUGCAUCGAGAGAUCAGAGCCCACAUAUAUUCCAGGCUCACGAACGAUCGAGGCUCCAAAAUGCAGAGUCGUCAUCUGGAGCUACUGGUCAAUUUGAUUCAUCAUGGGGUGAUCCUGGAAUUCUCAGAAGUUCAGAUGCAUGUACUCCAGAGAUGAAGGCAUCAUUUGAAUGUGAUAAUCCCAAAGAGUCCGAAUCUCCACGCUUUCAAGCUAUACUCCGCGUUACAAGCGCGCCUAGGAAGAGGUUUCCUGGCGAUAUCAAAAGUUUCUCUCACGAAUUGAAUUCCAAAGGCGUACGACCCUACCCGUUUUGGAAGCCGAAAAGGUUAAAUAACCUGGAGGAGGUUUUAUCUAUGAUUAGGACAAAAUUCGACAAAGCAAAAGAAGAAGUGGACUCAGAUCUGCAUAUUUUUGCCGCAGAUUUGAUCGGUAUUUUAGAAAAGAACGCAGAAAUGCAUCCAGAAUGGCAAGAGACUAUAGAGGACUUGCUGGUAUUGGCUCGAAGCUGUGCCAUGACUUCACCUGGAGAUUUUUGGCUUCAAUGUGAAGGCAUAGUGCAAGAGUUGGACGAUAGACGUCAAGAACUUCCAAUGGGCGUUUUAAAGCAGCUCCACACACGAAUGCUUUUUAUACUCACCAGAUGUACUAGAUUAUUACAGUUCCAUAAAGAGAGUGGGUUAGCCGAGGACGAACAUGUUUUUCCUAUUCGUCAAUCACUUCAACCCGCAGAAAAACUAGUUCCUCCGGGCCCCGAAAGGGAUUUAAAGUUGCCGAAUGACGUAAAAUCUUUGAAGGUUACCUCGACGAGGAAGUUCCACAGUCAAGAACAAUCCGAGUGGAAGAGCGAGCGCCCUGCUGUACCUGGAAAAUUUCCAUCUCCCCUCGCCGAAACCACGAAAGAUAACCUAGACUCUGGUGCUAGUAGGAAUCGUAUGGCAUCUUGGAAGAAAUUUCCCUCUCCUGCAAAAAGCCCCAAAGAAGCUCCUUCAGUCAACGAGGAUAUUGUUGAAGUUUCGACUAUACUAGAAAAUCAAAGAGAAAUCAGUGAUACCGAGGUAGCUAUUGCCAAGGUGACUGAGCACAAAGGGCCCACCCCAAUUCCUAAGCACCAGCACAAAGUCUCGUGGGGGUAUUGGGGUGAUCAACCUGGUGUCGAAGAGAGUUCGAUAAUAUGUCGGAUUUGUGAAGAAGAGGUCCCAACUUUGCACGUGGAAGACCAUUCAAGAAUAUGUGCAAUUGCCGAUAGAUGUGAUCAAAAGGGUAUAAGAGUCAAUGACCGUCUCCUUUCAAUCGCUGAUACUCUCGAGAAACUGAUGGAAUCUAUAACGGGGGGGGCAAGGACUUUGGCUAAAGUGUCGAACUCGAGUUUGACCGAAGAGUCGGAGCUUGUUUCUCCAAAGUUUAGUGACUGGUCUCGUAGAGGCUCUGAAGAUAUGCUUGACUGUUUUGCUGAGGUGGAUAAUAAUAAUACUCCCAUGGAUGAUAUGAAGGUUUUGCCGUCCAUAUCGUGUAGGACGAGAUUCGGUCCGAAGUCUGAUCAAGGAAUGACGACAUCAUCGGCUGGAAGUAUGACGCCGAGGUCGCCGUUGAUGACACCUCGGACGAGCCCAAUUGACUUGCUUUUGUCCGGGAAAGGUGCUUUCUCAGAACAUGGCGAUCUUCCUCAGAUGAGUGAACUUGCUGAUAUCGCGAGAUGUGUGGCAAAUACACCCUUGGAUGAUGAUCGCUCUUUGCAGUAUCUUCUUUCUUGUCUCGAAGACUUGAAAGUUGUCAUAGAUCGUAGAAAAUUCGACUCCCUGACAGUAGAUACAUUUGGAGCUCGUAUAGAGAAAUUAAUCCGGGAGAAGUAUUUGCAACUAUGCGAACUAGUUGAUGAUGACAAGGUUGAUAUAACAAGCACUGUAAUCGAUGAAGAUGCUCCUUUGGAAGAUGAUGUUUUGCGUAGUCUUCGAAGUAGCCCAGUUCAUUCUUCCAAAGACCGUACCUCAAUAGAUGACUUCGAGAUUAUAAAACCAAUUAGUCGUGGGGCAUUUGGUCGAGUUUUCCUUGCGAAGAAGAGAACGACCGGCGAUUUGUUUGCAAUAAAGGUUCUAAAGAAAGCAGAUAUGAUACGGAAGAAUGCAGUUGAGAGUAUUUUGGCAGAACGAGAUAUUUUGAUAUCUGUUCGCAAUCCUUUUGUGGUCCGCUUCUUCUAUUCAUUCACUUGUCGUGAAAACCUGUAUCUUGUAAUGGAGUACUUAAAUGGCGGAGAUCUUUAUUCCUUAUUGAGAAAUCUGGGUUGCUUAGAUGAAGAUGUUGCUCGUGUAUACAUUGCCGAAGUAGUGCUUGCUUUGGAAUAUUUACAUUCUCUCCGUGUGGUCCAUCGUGAUCUGAAGCCUGAUAAUUUGUUGAUUGCACAUGAUGGCCAUAUUAAGUUAACAGACUUUGGGCUAUCAAAAGUGGGUCUUAUCAACAGUACCGAUGAUUUGUCGGGCCCGGCUGUUAGCGGAACAUCUAUUAUGGAAGAAGAUGAACCACCAUUAUCUGCAUCUGAGCAUCAGCAAGAAAGACGUAAAAAGCGCUCUGCUGUGGGUACACCAGACUACUUAGCACCCGAGAUUCUUCUAGGAACUGGGCAUGGAUUUACUGCUGAUUGGUGGUCUGUGGGUGUUAUUCUGUUCGAGUUGAUUUGUUGCAUCCCUCCUUUCAAUGCUGAAACCCCCCGGAAAAUAUUUGACAACAUUCUAAAUCGGAAGAUUCCUUGGCCUUCGGUUCCUGAUGAGAUGAGCCUCGAAGCUCAUGAUUUAAUUGAUCGAUUACUGACCGAAGAUCCCGACCAGAGACUUGGAGCUGUAGGAGCUAAAGAGGUCAAGCAACAUCCGUUUUUCCGAGAUAUUAACUGGGACACCCUUGCAAGACAGAAGGCUGCUUUUGUACCUGCAUCGGAGGGUGCAAUGGAUACGAGUUAUUUUACGAGCCGUUACUCAUGGAACCCUUCGGACGAGCAUGUUUAUGCUGGUAGUGAUUUUGAAGAUUCCAGUGAUAAUGGCAGCUUAAGUGGUACCAGUAGUUGCCCUAGCAAUCGGCACGAAGAAGUGGGAGAUGAAUGUGUGGGGCUCGCGGAAUUCGAUUCCAGCAGCAAUAUCAACUACUCCUUUAGCAACUUCUCGUUUAAGAAUCUUUCUCAGCUUGCUUCGAUCAAUUACGACCUACUCUCUACUAAAGGUUGGAAAGACGACCCAUCUUCGAAUUCGAGCGCGUAGCCAUGUGGCCUUUUUUCGUCAGUAUUUUAUAUAUAUAUACAUAGUUUCUAUUCCUUUUGUAAAUGUAUUGUGCAUUAUUUUUCUCAGGUUUUUCUUUUUUCCCUUGUCAUUUCGUAUUGUGAAAGUAUACCAUAUUUUUACAGUAUAAAUGUACCGAGGGGUUGUUAUUUUAU
This is a messenger RNA of Erythranthe guttata (spotted monkey flower), 4319 nucleotides long. Lineage: Eukaryota; Viridiplantae; Streptophyta; Magnoliopsida; Lamiales; Phrymaceae. The record is from RefSeq and is a predicted model, not a curated record.